AUGGCCAAGGAUUUGCCUGCAGACUUGGUGGCCCAGAUUCUGGUAUGGCUUCCGGUGGUCUCUCUCUUAAGAUGCAAGUGCGUCUCCAAAUCCUGGUACGCUCUUAUUACUCACCAAAGCUUCAUAAGAAAACACCUCCUACACAACAACAACAGCAGCAACACUCUCCUUCUCCUCAAUACGUUCAAUUUUACCACCCUAGAUUUCGUUUUAUCCACUAUUUCUUAUGAAACACUCCAAUUAUCCCUUACACAACCUGCACAUCCAUGGAGUUUUUGGAACAUCAAGAAGGGUAUGAUUAGUGUUGCGGGUUCUUGCAAUGGUCUCGUUUGUCUCCACGCUUCAUCAUCUGAAUUCGAAGUUGUUAUAUGGAAUCCUGCAACUAGAGAAACAAAGGUUGUCCCCAAAUCAAACCUGCCCCGCCUCCUCCCCGCUGGCUAUAAGACCAUAAUUGAUUCUUUCCAAUUUGGUUUUGAUGCCAAAACUAAUGACUACAAGAUAAUCAACCUUAUUAGGCCCUUUGACGUCGACGUCGCGGCUAGAUCAUUCCGAAGUGGAGGGAUUAUCCAAAGUGAGGUAUACAGCUUAAGUGCCGAUUCUUGGAGAACAUGUGAUAGCCCCCUGUGUUGUACUGGUGAGCUUAAGAUCGAUGGCUUGAACACAUACAUCAAUGGGAUGGCUUCUUGGUCGGCAUCUGUUGGUUGGGAGGGUGUCUUGUCAUUUGACAUGAGCGACGAGGUAUUCCUAAAAACACCAGUGCCAGAUGAUGUUUUGAAUAAUUGUAAUAGACACUUUUUCUUGUUGAAGGAAUCGAUUGCUAUGGCAGUUGGUAUCGUGGUUGAUUAUCUUAUGUGGUUUGAUAUAUGGUUAUUGCUUGAAGUUGGUGUGAAGGACUCCUGGACUAGACUUUUCUCUAUUGGACCGUUUCCAGAUUAUAUUGAGCGACCAUUAGGAUUCUGGAAGAGUGGCAUCAUGUUCUUUGAAAAUCUUGACGGACAGAUGGUCUUGUAUGACCCCUCAACCAAAGAAAUGACAAAUCUCCCAAUUCAGGGAGAAACAGACGUGUCGCAAUUGGUUACUUACAUGGAGACCCUAGUUUCUGUUAAUGGGAGGAAAUGA
This is a messenger RNA of Corylus avellana, 1119 nucleotides long. The record is from RefSeq and is a predicted model, not a curated record. NCBI's taxonomy places the organism in Eukaryota, Viridiplantae, Streptophyta, Magnoliopsida, Fagales, Betulaceae.